Molecule: messenger RNA, 1383 nt
Organism: Ramularia collo-cygni
Lineage: Eukaryota; Fungi; Ascomycota; Dothideomycetes; Mycosphaerellales; Mycosphaerellaceae
Product: related to allantoate permease
Exons: 9
Coding region: 1-1383 (460 amino acids)
Biological process (GO): transmembrane transport
Cellular component (GO): membrane
Molecular function (GO): transmembrane transporter activity
Source: RefSeq, a predicted model, not a curated record
AUGCCUGGCAGCAUAGAAAUCGCGAAGCAUGACUGCAAGCACGUGGAUGUUGAGCAUGCUGAGAAUAUCUCAAUCACAAACGAGGACAGAACCCGAGAGGAGAAGGCCUUGGUGCGGAAGAUUGACCUCUUCCUUUUGCCCACGAUCUGGCUGAUGUACCUCCUGAGCUACCUUGAUCGUACAAACAUCGGCAAUGCGAAGGUUGCUGGAAUGACGGACGACCUCGGAAUGGACUCCAACCAAUACUCGAUUGCGCUUGUCGUGUUCUUUGUAACAUACGUAGCGUUUGAGAUACCCAGCAACAUGGUGCUGUCCAAAACGAAGCCAUCGAUAUUCCUGCCAGUUAUCAUGACCAUCUGGGGCGUCUGCACUUGCUGCAUGGCCCUGAUAAAGACAUUUCAUCAGCUCCUCGCCCUGAGAAUCAUCGUCGGAAUCUUCGAGGCCGGUUUCGCCCCAGGAAUUCUUUUGAUCAUCAGCUCGUGGUACAAGAAAGACGAACAGUCCAAGAGAUUUGCCGUAUACAUCAGUGCAGCCGUGCUAUCAGGAGCCUUUGGCGGUAUACUUGCAGGCGGGAUAACCGAUUCGAUGGAUGGGGUUUAUGGACUCAGAGGAUGGCGAUGGCUGUUUAUCAUCGAGGGAGCUGCGACUGUCGCCUGGGCGAUAUGUGCCGGUUUCAUUCUCCCCGACUUCCCUUCAAACACGAAGAAGUUCACGCCCAGAGAAAAGGAGUUGGCCAUCAGUCGAUUGGAGGCGGACCACGCCCACGACCGUUCUGAAGACGGCCAGCUGACUUCGAUGCAAGCCCUGAAGCAAGCCCUCUCUUCUUGGCGAGUGUGGAUUAUGACUGCCGGGUACAUGGUGAUUGUUGGAAGCUCCACGCUCUCAUACUUCUACCCGACACUGGUCCAAGGACUCGGCUAUUCCAGUAAAAUGGCCCAGUACAUGGUCUGCCCCAUAUACGCUGUAGCCUUCGUAUGCGUGGCUAUAACCGGAUACUUCAGUGACCAGCAUCUCAACCGACGGGGUGCCAUCAUUGCAGUCUGGCUCUCAGUCUCCAUGAUUGCCUCCAUUGUUGUCUGUGUAGUGUACGGCUUCACUGCUCGGUACGCUCUGCUUGUGAUCAUGGCAGCGGGUCUUUGGUCAACAAACGGUCUCGCUUUGAGCUACGCUUCGUCGACCUUUGGCUCCAUGCCGCGGGAGACGCGCGCCGUGGCACUCGCGUUUGUGAACGCUAUGGGCAAUCUUGCGCAGAUUUACGGCGCAUACCUCUUCCCAUCCAAGGAUAUGCCCAAGUACUUGCUCGGUUUCGGAGUGAUUAGCGGAAUGUGUGGAUUGGGUGUGUUUGUUUACACCUUGGCGCAUUUCUUGAUCAGAAGAAAGUAG